Messenger RNA from Doryrhamphus excisus (bluestripe pipefish), 1702 nucleotides. The record is from RefSeq and is a predicted model, not a curated record. NCBI's taxonomy places the organism in Eukaryota, Metazoa, Chordata, Actinopteri, Syngnathiformes, Syngnathidae.
GGUGACAUAAACAAACCCAGUUGCUAGGAAUGCCGCGCGGUAAAGCGACUGUGGAAGUAAAGGAGGUGAUUGGAACUUUGUGUAGAUUAUUGGCUGCCGUCGGACUCCAUGUUCCAACACCGCAGACUUUUAGACUGGCGAAGUUCGGUGAAGUUAAUGCGGAGGACCAGUUCUGGCAGCUGCUAGCCAACAUUCUUCAAACAACCAAAACUGUCUCCUCAACUACACAGAUUCAAAAUGCCUCCGAGUGCAGGACCCUGGUGAGUGCAGGCCUGUGGCAGAGCGGUUACUAUGCUAGCUGGAUGUACCGGAAGGAGGAAGGAGUUUCCAGCAGGGAACUUCUUCUGGCACUCGGCUGGCAGCUGGCUUCGGGAAUAAUGGAGACACUUUUAACACAGCGAGUACAACAACUGGACACAACGUUACUCGCACCCAUCGUCAUGGAACUUGAGCUUUCUUCGCAGCCUGGAGUCGAGUCCGCUGACCUGCGACGACUUCAGUGGCUCAUCGGCUUCUUGAGACAUCAAGGCCAGAUGCUGCUCUCCAUGCAGGAUGAGCAGACCUCGUUGCUACAUGCUGUUUAUUCUGCUAGCGAACUUCCUGGAUCGUCUUCUUCCUCGGGUCAACGCUGUACUGUGCUGAGUGAGAGUUGUGUCCGUGUGCAGGAGCUUUGUGAUCUUUUUGAGUUGUACUUAAACUGGAAGCAGGUGGAGACUGUUUUCUGGACUUGGAUGGACAGUGUGGUGAUUUGCCAUGUGACAGAUGCCGUCGCUGAGAGGCCCACACACACGCUCACGAAGAGAGCAGCUGCGUGCCACCCUGGAAAGUUGUGUGCAGACAAACUGGAGGGCAUACGCUCCAGACUGACUACAGUGCAGCUCUUGUCCCAGAAAGGACCAAAAGCAGCCAAAGGGGACGCUGAAGACAAAGGAGACAACGCCCGUGACGAGGCGUCCUUCUUGUCUUCGUCCACCCCGCUGGCCCUGUCCCAGGCAUACCGAGCCAGAUUCCAAGCGCAAAGGCCAGUCAAGCAUCACAACCGUCCGGCGGAGGAGGAGGCGGAGGAAAUGUCAGCAUCUCAGGUUGCACGACUGUUUCAUCAAAUGGAGAGACAGCUGCUGAAGAGGCGGGACAGACAGAGACUGACCAAUAGGAUGCAGCUGCAGGACAUGAUUGGAAAGCUGGAUGAAGUGGUGCUGAUACCACCGUAAACAUCAUGUUGGGUGCUGCACGGGCGAUGUCUCCUGCUUCUCCGGCAAGUGCACGGACAGCGUCAUGUUUUGGUCGUCAGUACUCUCAACCAGGAAUGCCUUCAAGUACCAGAGUGAGAGGUUCCAAAGACAAAUUAAGAAGAAUAUAUUGGUAUAUGUUAAAAGUAUAAACUCGGGUGUGACAGUAAAGUGAAGUCAAUAUCGUAAACAAAUACUCUAGCUCAGGGGUGCUCAUUAAGUCGAUCGCGAUCUACCGGUCGAUCGCGGAGGUGGUACUGGUCGAUCGCGGCGUGACAUUAAAAAAAUAUCAUCCCAGCAUCAAUGCCGUCACUUGAUUGACAUACAGGGCAGCCAUUCAGAUGACAACUGAAUGUUGCCCUUCGGGCGACCAAUCAAAUCAAACGACGUCUCUAAGUGCAGCAGAACUUACGAUGUCAGCCUAUCAUCCAUCCCCGUUACUUGAUUGACAUACAGGACAACCAGUCAGAUGA